UUAGAAGCUAUGGAAAAGCGUUACACGGUGGAAAAGAACCCGGAGAGCUACGAAAAGUACGAGUUUACGUUGCCGGAGCUCUAUCAAAAGAUCGCGAAGGACGAGCUACGGGAGGAUGAUGAGAUUCGGGAGCAAUCACUGACGCAGAUGCGCGAAUGGAUCGCCAAACAUCCGUACAUCCGGAAGUGUCGCACUGAUGCUAAGUUUUUGCUUCGAUUCUUGCGUUUUCGCAAGUACUCUGUGCCGAUGGCAUGUGAGGCUCUCGAGCGAUACCUCGCGAUGCGAGAGACCUUCCCGAAAUGGUUCAAAAACCUCGACUACAAGGAAACAGCUAUGAGUGAAAUGCUGAAGGAUGAAGUGUUCGGAAGUCUCGGCCAGGAUGCGGAUGGACGUACCGUUGUUUAUUUCCGGUUCGGUCAUUUCAACAUCGAAAAAUUUGGUCCUCUACAGGAGGGUCGAUUCACGGCGUUGUUGAUUGAAUGUCUGUUAGAGUGGGAAGAGCUGCAGAUCGGAGGAUUUCGUGUGUUGGUCGAUUUCAAUGACACCGUCAUGAAGCAUUACGGUAUCUGGGGUGUUUCCGAUAUGAAGAUUUUCAUGGACGCAAUCAACCGAUCGUAUCCGAUCCGGUUCCGUGAGAUUCAUGGUGCAAAGUUUCCCAAAUUCGCCAUACCGAUACUAAAUUUACUCCUUACAUUCGCCAGCCCAAAGUUGAAGGAACGCAUAAAAUGCCACAACAGCGUCGUGGAAAUGGCCAAACAAUUCGACGAAUCACUGCUACCGAAGGAGUGUGGAGGCAAACGCGAUCUACAGGACCUUAACCAACGUUUUCUGAAACAUUUGGAGGAAUGCCGAGAGGCCAUACUUGGGCUGGACGAGAUGGACAUCGACACUACUCACUACGUUUCACUGUGGCAGCAAAGCCACGCACCGAAUAAUGAAAUCGACAGUGGUACGAUGGGAAGCUUUAGGAAGCUAACCGUGGAUUGA
Messenger RNA from Anopheles nili, 987 nucleotides. Its product is annotated as clavesin-2-like. Gene Ontology annotation, molecular function: phosphatidylinositol bisphosphate binding. The transcript has 2 exons. The record is from RefSeq and is a predicted model, not a curated record. The coding region runs from base 10 to 987 and encodes 325 amino acids. Lineage: Eukaryota; Metazoa; Arthropoda; Insecta; Diptera; Culicidae. Gene Ontology annotation, cellular component: membrane.